AAAGUACAGUUGUAGUUCAGGAAGCAGGCGAGUAGCUACUACUAUAAAUAAGAACCAGUAACAACUUUACAAAAGCACUUCUCGGACAGAAUAAAACAUCUAAGUAGUCAGCCAUGGCAAGCAACUCCCAAGCUCCUGCCGCUGCAAGGAAGUAUGAAAAGCUGGAGGGCAAGGUGGCCGUGAUCACUGGCGGCGCGAGCGGCAUCGGCGCGUGCACGGCGCGGCUGUUCGUGAAGCACGGAGCCAGCGUCGUCAUCGCCGACAUCCAGGACGAGCUCGGAGCUAGCCUCUGCGCCGAGCUCGGUCCGGGGGCCUCCAGCUACGUGCACUGCGACGUCACAAACGAGGACGAUGUCGCGGGCGCCGUCGACCACGCCGUUGCCAAGUUUGGGAAGCUCGACAUCAUGUUCAACAACGCGGGCAUCGGCGGUGCGCCGUGCUUCAGCAUCCGGGAGAGCACCAAGGAGGACUUCGAGCGCGUGCUGGCCGUGAACCUGGUGGGCCCGUUCCUGGGCACCAAGCACGCGGCGCGGGUGAUGGUGCCCGCCCGCCGGGGCUGCAUCAUCUCGACGUCGAGCCUGGCGUCGGCGGUGGGCGGCGCGGCACCGCACGCGUACGCGUCCUCCAAGCGCGGCCUGGUGGGGUUCACGGAGAACGCGGCGGGGGAGCUGGGCCGGCACGGGAUCCGCGUCAACUGCGUCGCCCCCGCGGGGGUUGCCACGCCACUGGCUAGGGCUGCCACGGGGAUGGACCUGGCCGACGAGUCGUUGGAGGCGAUCAUGGAGGCCGCGGCGAACCUAAAGGGCGUAGGCCUGAAGGUGGACGACAUCGCCGCCGCGGUGCUAUUCCUUGCCAGCGACGAUGCGCGGUACGUGAGCGGCCAAAACCUGCUCGUCGACGGCGGCGUCUCCGUCGUCAACUCGACCUUUGGUUUCUUCAGGGACUGAUGGAGACCGAUCGAUCGAUACAUGCAUCAUGCUAGUAUUACGUCAUUAUGCUGUGACAUUGGUUGGCACUUGGCAGCUUGGCGCCGUGCCAAGUGUAUGGUUCCAACUUCCAAGCACGUUUCUCUUUCAUCGUCAUUUGUGUUGCAUUCUUGAAUAAACUAGCAUGGUGCCCCCACAUGUUCGCACGGACAUACCGUAGCUCUAUUAUAUUUUGUAUUCUCUUGUUCUUUCUAUAGAAGUUGGUUUUUUCACUAA
Phragmites australis (common reed) is the source of this 1202-nucleotide messenger RNA. RefSeq names its product momilactone A synthase-like. Lineage: Eukaryota; Viridiplantae; Streptophyta; Magnoliopsida; Poales; Poaceae. The record is from RefSeq and is a predicted model, not a curated record. Gene Ontology annotation, molecular function: oxidoreductase activity, acting on the CH-OH group of donors, NAD or NADP as acceptor. Bases 114 to 947 code for a protein of 277 amino acids. The transcript is spliced from 2 exons.